Lasiosphaeria miniovina is the source of this 1041-nucleotide messenger RNA. Its product is annotated as chaperonin 10-like protein. The transcript has a single exon. NCBI's taxonomy places the organism in Eukaryota, Fungi, Ascomycota, Sordariomycetes, Sordariales, Lasiosphaeriaceae. Gene Ontology annotation, molecular function: oxidoreductase activity, acting on NAD(P)H. The coding region runs from base 1 to 1041 and encodes 346 amino acids. The record is from RefSeq and is a predicted model, not a curated record.
AUGACCGGGACGCACCUCGCCGCCAUCCUGCCAGAAAAACGGGCCCGGCUCCAGGUCGUAGAGCGCGCCACGCCCGAGCCCGGCCCCAACGAGGUCGUCAUCGAGGUCAAGGCCAUCGCACUGAACCCGAUCGACUACUCGCAGCGCGACACGGGCAUGCCCCCCGUGCCCGUGUACCCGGCGGUCCUCGGAUGUGACGUAGCGGGCGUCGUCGCCAAAGUGGGCGCCAACAUCACGACGGCGCCGGCCCCCGGUAGCCGGGUCCUCGCCAUGGCCACGUCCUUCUUCCACGACGGCUCGCCGGACCACGGCGCCUUUCAAAAGUACACCCUGGCGCAGUCGGAAGCCGUCGUCGCGCUCCCAGAUGCCAUCUCGUUUGAGCAGGGCGCCACCCUCCCCAUAUGCUUCAUGACGGCCUUGAAUGCGUGGGUCACCAUCGGCAUCUCGCUCGACACCAGGUACGCGCCGGAGGACAAGCAGGCCGUGCUGAUCUGGGGCGGCGCCAGCAGCGUGGGCACCUUUGCCGUGCAGACGGCCAAGCUGCUAGGCUUCAGAGUCUACGUUACUGCCAGCCCUUGGCACCACGAGUACCUCGAGACGCUCGGCGCACACGCGGUAUUCGACUACCACGCCAGCGACGUCGUGUCGCAGAUCGUCGACGCCGUGAACAGGGACGGCGUGGCCCUGCACACGGCGCACUGCGUUGUCAUCGGGUCCCUGCAGCCGACGCUCGACGUGCUCAAGGAAACGAAGGGCGCCUCGGCUGCCCGCGUCGUGUACUCGCCUCCGCUACUGCCUGAUCACCCCACGCUCGACGGGGUUGAGAUCAAGUGGAACUUCCCGCCCAUGCAGAGUGAAGCGGUGCUCAACAAGCACAUGUACGAGUGCUUCCAUGUCUGGCUUCGCAAUGGCCUAGAGUCGGGCACCAUAGUUCCCAGCCCACCUGUCCAGAUUGAAGACGGUGGCCUUGAGGGCUUAAAUGCGGCGCUGGACAAGCUGAAAGUUGGUGUCAGUGGGAGGAAGAUUGUUCUGCAAAUCUGA